GAAAAUAUUUACUGUAAAUAACUCCGCCCAUUUCACGUGAGUAUUGACUACUACGCUACCUGACCAAGGUAAAGUAAAGCAAAUAGCAACAUAAAAGACACUGAAGGAGAUCCUCGAACGGAAUAAUUUACUGUAGCCGAUUGGUUGAAAUGUCCAUGAGCUUAAUAGUAUAUAUUUGUUUUACCAAUACUACGGGAAAGAAUGAUCAAAUAUCUCUUGAUUAUUUAUCUAUGGACGCCAGUUGUCUCACAUGGGUCCAGUGUAGGAUGUCCUGAAGGAGUUCAUUUUAACUCUGUGAACCUGAGGAACAUUGCAAAGUGGCAUCCUGGGAAAGACACACCAAAUGACACACAUUACACAGUGGAGUAUGCAAUUUAUGGUGACAGAAUGGAUAGUGGGGCGACACAGGUGCGCUGGAGGGUGAAGAACCAGUGCAGAGACAUCCCUCAGACCCGGUGUGAUCUAUCCAAUGAGACCACUGACCUGGAUGAAGGCUACUUUGCCAGAGUCAAGGCUGUGGGCACAAACCUAUCCUCCAAAUGGGCAUUCACGGAAAAGAGGUUUGACCCCAAAGCUGACACAACCUUUGGACCACCACUUGUAAAACUUGUGGUGAAGGAGAAUAGUGUUACUGUCAAGCUGAAGGGUCCAAUGAGAUGGAAGACUGGAAACAUGACAAAAGAGUACUCCUUGUUGAAAAUAUACCCUCAGAUGACAUACAACCUCUCUGUGUACGACAACAGAAGCAACAAAACGCAUCACUUCACUGUGGAAAACAGAUCCUUUGAAUAUGGGUUGCUUGCCUAUGAAACCCAGUAUUGUUUCUCUGCUAAUUCCCAGGUCCUGUCACUUCCUAUACCUUGGCAUGCCUCUGAAUGGCAGUGCUUAACAACCCCAAAGGAUCCCUUCUACGAUCAGCUGCUACUGAUGCUGAUGGGAGCCGUUGUACCAUCAGUUAUCUGCCUUUUCAUGCUGAUCCUGGCCGGAUGCCUUUUCUACCACUUUGUCUGUGGUAAUAAACAGAAAAGUCCCCCUUUCCUGGAAAUAUUGGACCUUCAGAACCCACCGCAGACUUUCUGUCCUGAGCAUACUGUGACAGUGAAUGUGGUACUGGUCAACAUUGCCAAGCCCAUGGAGUUGAUAACCAUAAAGCCUAACAACAUCCCUGCCCUGAUCCACCAAACAGAGUGGGAGCUCGAACUACCCAACACUUCCCAGCAAGCCCCUGGCAUAGAACCUCCAAAGGAGGGAACAUGCGAAGAUGAAUUCGGUGAGGCCCAACCAGAGCCUCUAGACUACGGCUUCGUUGGAGCGGCCCCAGAGAUGCCGGAAGUAAGAGAAAGUGAGGCAUCUGACAUUGAGAAAACCCAUCCCCUUCGUCUCAGCCAGGUCAACCCGUACAUAGCACAGAGAUGUGCACCAGGUUCACAGGAGCCUGUGGAGAAUGUUUUGACUGGGAUGUGUUUAGACAUGAACCCCAAGACAGGGCACUUUAGAAUGCCACUGCUGUCUGAUAUAAAGCUGGGGGUGGAGAGCACAAGUUACAAAGAGCCUGAUCAGAUGGGUCCCUACGCACCACAGCACGUCUCUGUCAGAGAGACCACUGAGGUGGACCUGUGGGGAGACGAAGCUGAAGAGCCCCAAAGUUACCCCACAGACUACGGCUUUGUGGGAGCAGUCCCAAAGCAGCAGAUGGUGCCAACAAAGUACCAGACGCGGUCUAACAGGAGGGAUAAUCAGCCCCUGCUGCUAGCCCAGGUCAACCUGUACAGAAGCCAGAGGCAAGCUCUGUUUCCACAGGAGUCUGAGGAAGAGGAUGGAUUAGGUGGUGGUAACUGUGUUGACUGGAGCCCUACAACAGGGAUCCUCCAGAUGCCUUUGCUCUCCAAGCCUAUUCCAGAAGUGGAGGGAGCGAGGAAGGACAGGGAGUCAGAGCAGUUGGAGAUCUUACCCAGUGUGUUAGUGAGGCAAUCCUCAGAGGAGAGUGAGGGUGAGAGUGACCUGACUAAACUACAGAAUGUCUGGAGUCUACAGAUCAACAUGGAGGACUAACCUAUUAGGCAGUUAACCUAUUGGACACUUAACCUAUCAGACAGUUAACCUAUUGGACACUUAACCUAUCAGACAGUUAACCUAUUGGACACACAUUAUUACAGCAAAAAAGUUUAUUUACCGUAUGCAGAAGAAUAAUUCAGAUUCCUGUUUGUACCAUUUGAUUCAGUUGCCAAGGACAUAUUUUUAACUAAUCCAAAAUGCUUUGUAAAUGCUUCAGCAAUGUGAUUGUAACUAAUUUAUUUUUGAGGUUUUGUUUACUUUGUACCUUUUAUCCAUACUUUUCUACUAACUUAUCACGAUUGAUGUAUUGCCAGAUAGCUUUUUUUUUGUACAAUUUAAUUCAAAUUGUAUAUGAAGGCACAUGCAAUGCCACUUUACCUCAUGAUGAUUAACAAGCAGUGAGUGUUGCUGUAAAGGUUUAUAACCACACGCUAAACUAUGAAGACAAUGCAAAUAAAGGAUAUAUACAGUACCCGUCAAACUUUUGGACACACCUACUCAUUCAAGGGUUUUUCUUUAUUUUGACAAUUUUCUAUAUUGUAGAAAAACAGUGAAGACAUCAAAACUAUGCAAUAACACAUAGGGAAUCUUGUAGUAACCAAACAAUUGUUAAUCAAGAUAUAUUUUAGAUUCUUCAAAGUAGCCACCCUUUGCGUUGAUGACAGCUUUGCAUUCUCUCAACCAGCUUCACCUGGAAUGCUUUUCCAACAGUCUUGAAGGAGUUCCCACAUAUGCUGAGCACUUGUUGGCUGCUUUUCCUUAACUCUGCGGUCCAACUCAUCCCAAACUAUCUCAAUUGGGUUGAGGUUGGGUGAUUGUGGAGGCCAGGUCAUCUGAUGCAGCACUCCAUCACUCUCCUUGUUCAAAUAGCCCUUUCACAGCCUGGAGGUGUGUUUUGGGUCAUUGUCCUGUUGAAAAACAAAUGAUAGUCCCACUAAGCACAAACCAGAUGGGAUGGCCUAUUGCGGCAGAAUGCUGUGGUAGCUAUGCUGGUUAAGUGUGCCUUGAAUUCUAAAUAAAUCACAGACAGUGUCACCAGAAAAGAUCCAUCACACCUCCUCCUCCAUGCUUCAUGGUGGGAACCACAAGUGAGGAGAUAAUUCGUUCACCGACUCCCAAAAACACGGUACCAAAAAUCAAGAAUUUGGAGUCAUCAGAAUAAAGGACAGAUUUCCACCACUCUAAUUUCCAAUGCUCCUGUUUCUUGGCCCAAGCAGGUCUAUACUUCUUAUUGGUGCCCUUUAGUAGUGGUUUCUUUGCAGUAAUUUGACCAUGAAAACCUGAUUCCCACAGUCUCCACUGAACAGUUGAUGUGGAGAUGUGUCUGUUACUUGAACUCUGUGAAGCAUUUAUUUGAGCUGCAAUUUCUGAGGCUGGUAACUCUAAUGAACUUAUCCUCUGCAGCAGAAGUAACUCUGGGUCUUCCUUUCCUGUGGUGGUCCUCAUGAGAGCCAAUUUCAUUAUAGCGCUUGAUGGUUUUUGCGACUGCACUUGAAGAAAUGUUCAAAGUUCUUGACAUUUUCCGCAAUGACUGACCUUCAUGUCUUAAAGUAAUAAUGGAAUGGAAUUUGUCUUUGCUUAUUUGAGCUGUUCUUGCCAUAAUAUUUGAUUUGUUUUUUACCAAAUAAGGCUAUCUUCUGUAUACCAUCCAUACCUUGUCACAACACAACUGAUUGGCUCAAACGCAUUAAGAAGGAAAUAUAUUCCACUAAUUUACUUUUAACAAGGCCCACCUGUUAAUUGAAAUGUAAGUGACUACCUCAUGAAGCUGGUUGAGAGAAUGCCAAGAGUGUGCAAACUGUCAUCAAGGCAAAGGGUGGCUAUUAUGAAGCGUCUGAAAUAUAGAAUAUAUAUUGAUUUGUUUAACACUUUUUUGGUUACUACAUGAUUCCAUAUGUGUUAUUACAUAGUUUUGAUGUCUUCAAUAUUAUUCUACAAGGUAGAAAAUAGUAAAAAAUAAAGAAAAACCCUUGAAUGAAUAGGUGUGUCCAAACUUUUGACUGGUACUGUAUAUCUGUUAUUUCCUUAAACACUUUACACGUUGAUGUCAUUGGUGCCUUGUAUUAUACUUAGCACAUUGAGGCAAUAUUGACUUUACAAUGUUACCUGACUUUUAAAAGCACCAAUGACCAAAGGCAUGUUUAUUCACUUUUUUCUACUUCAUAUUUUGGUGGGAAUGCGAGUGUGACUGUGUGUGCUUGCGUGCGUGUGUGAACUGGUUAACUGUUAACAGUUGACUUUCACAUGGACUGUGGAUAUUUAUUCUCAUGAUCACCUCUUUGAAGAAGUCUACCAUUUAGAACAUGAACUGAGGGACCUUUUGUUUUUGUUUGUUUCAAAAAGCCACAUUAAAAAGGAAGUGAGUCAUUUAUGUCACGAAAAGGCAUCUACAAAGGUAAAAAAAAAUAUCUGCCUGUGUUUGACAUUUAACAUCAUUCCUUAAAAACAGAUUUGUCUUUAUACUGCAGAAUGUGAGCUUUAUUGUAGUCUCUUUAAAGGACAGAACCAGUCUGUUCCAGAUAAAUGAUUGUACACCCUGAUAACUCCUGCUUCUAUCUGCAGGCUUGUUAGUGGUUAAUUAUAAAAUUAUCAUAUAACAACAUGUAAUAUUACAUUGUGUAGGGCAUCACACACACUACUAGUCAUGAUUCAAUGCUGAAAACGACCGUCCAUGUGGCAUAAAACUGUUUGGUAAUAACAGUCCAUGCUCUGACCAAUACCUGAGGAGGUGACCAAGCUGUCUAUGGAAUCUCCAUGUAUUCUAAUCCUCACUGAGUAGGGAGGGCGUGAGGAAAUAGACUUAAGAAUACACUGUGGUUAUGAAAUAUCUUGUCAUCUGUUCUUAAGAAUAAAAGAUGCAGUUACUGUAGAUUUGGAA
This is a messenger RNA of Oncorhynchus kisutch (coho salmon), 4933 nucleotides long. Its product is annotated as interleukin-20 receptor subunit alpha. The transcript has 7 exons. The coding region runs from base 202 to 2052 and encodes 616 amino acids. Gene Ontology annotation, molecular function: protein binding; cytokine receptor activity. The record is from RefSeq and is a predicted model, not a curated record. Lineage: Eukaryota; Metazoa; Chordata; Actinopteri; Salmoniformes; Salmonidae. Gene Ontology annotation, biological process: cytokine-mediated signaling pathway. Gene Ontology annotation, cellular component: plasma membrane.